AUGCCGAAAAACCGCCCGGCCACGUCGGGGUACGCCCGUCUCGCCCAAGAGGAGGAAGAACGAGGUUAUCUCCAUGACGAUUCGGAUGACGACGACCUCGCCGCAGUUUCUUCGACAGUGUCGACUUCAGCUCCUCGCUAUGCCCCGAUUUCCUCCCGAGCCCAGAUGCAGGCGUCCGGCCUCACCACGCCCCCCGGCCAUCGUCGCAGACACAGUGGAUUCUCGAGACGCGGGCGGCGGAAUUCUGGAGUUGAUAUCAAGGCAAUCAAUGCGCGUCUCGAGCGAUGGGCGGAAGAGAUUGCCGCUAAAUUCAAGAUCAACCGGGUCAAGGGAAAGACCUACGAGGAAGAAAAACUGGAGAUUUAUCACUCAGUCUUCCAAGCACCGGAUGGUGUAAGACCCGUAACAGCAGAACAUCUUGAGUCAGAUGAGUUUGAGGGUCAACAGCGAAGAGCCCGUGCCGAGUUCGAAGAGAUUAUCGAAAGUGUACGCCUGGCAAUCGAGCUGGAUGUCCACCCGCGAAUGAUUUCCCAGGGAAGCUCAGGUAGUUAUUUUGCUCGAAACCCAGAUGGAAAGGUUGUUGGUGUCUUCAAGCCCAAAGACGAAGAACCGUAUGCCUCUCGGAACCCCAAGUGGACCAAAUGGAUUCACCGGAACCUAUUCCCUUGUUUCUUUGGCCGAGCGUGUCUUAUUCCCAACCUGUCUUACGUCUCCGAAGCCGCCGCAUAUGUCCUUGAUGCCCGCCUACGCACAAAUAUGGUACCCUACACCGAUAUCGUUCACCUGUCCUCGAAAUCGUUCUUCUAUGACUUCUGGGACCGUCGCAAGGCAUGGAAGGGAAAGAAAUCGUUGCCCUCGAAGGCAGGUAGCUUCCAGGUUUUCCUGAAAGGAUACAAGGAUGCCAAUAUUUUCCUCCGCGAACAUCCUUGGCCAGACCAGGCAAAUCCUGGGUUCCGCGCAGAAGACGCUCCCAAGCGCAAGAAGCGCCCAUGGAACGAGGCUUGCCGUCCCUCCGGUGUGCAGUCUGAUGAUGAAGACGACGAUGAGAAUGGCCAUAUGCCUUCGCCAAAUCCCCGGGAUGAAAGCGCGGAGAGACGGUUCCACUGGACAGAGAACCUCAAGCAGUCAUUCCGAGAAGAGCUGGAGAAACUGGUGAUUCUGGACUACAUUAUGCGCAAUACCGAUCGUGGCUUGGACAAUUGGAUGGUCAAGAUUGACUGGGGUAACGAACAAGUAUCGCUUGUUGCGGACCCCCCGAAGCCGAACGAUAAGCCCAAACAUGACGAAGAUGAGCUUAUGCCUCCGCCUCGUCCUGUAUCCGUGAACUCGAACGGCACAAAUUCUUCCCACCCCUAUCGAAGACACGAAACUAUGAUGGCUGUGAGCCGUACAGGAACGCCUCUGGCCACCUCUGAACAGUCGGCUUCAAUCCAGAUUGGCGCCAUUGAUAACAGUUUAUCAUGGCCUUGGAAGCACCCUGAUGCAUGGCGGAGUUUCCCCUUCGGAUGGCUUUUUCUCCCUGUUUCCCUAAUCGGCCAGCCCUUUUCGCAAAAAACGCGUGACCAUUUCCUCCCGCUUUUGACAUCUACUGCAUGGUGGAGCGGGACGCAGAUGGCCCUCCGCCAGGUAUUUGCCCAAGAUGACGACUUCAAAGAAAGCAUGUUUGCGCGCCAAAUCGCUGUUAUGAAGGGCCAGGCUUGGAACGUUGUCGAAACCUUGAAGCAACCAGACCAUGGCCCGCUUGAACUGACUCGUCGAACUCGAGUCUGUGUUUGGGACGACCUGGUGGACGUGCCCGUCGCCAUUCCAAUGAGAACUCCUGCGACGGACCAAAGGCAGCAUGCCAUGAAUUAUGACGAUGACGAAGAAGAGAUGGAUAUUGGCGCGGCCAUCUCUUCCCAAGACAACAGCCAUGAUUUACUGGGUCUCGGCUCCUCACCGAGCGAGCUCCCCAAUCCCAAUCGGUUCGAGCUCUCCCGUGGCCGCACUGAUAAAGAUGGCCAUCGAGCCACUGACUCGAUUGGCAGUGGCCCUGAUACCUUCGACGAUAAUAUGUCUCGCAAAACAGCCGAUGGUGCCUACGCCAGGUCUUUGGACGGAGGAUGGCCUUCUCUUCCUGCUCGACCUCAAAAGCAUCACCGACAAGGCGGUUCCGUCUCUUUCCGCAUGCCUCAUGUUAACACUUUUGGCAGCGAUGAUCUCGAAGGUGAUCUAGGAUACGCUGCUGCUGAGGAUAUGGAAGGCAACCAACGUAAGGUUAUUGUGGAGCGACUAGAAGCCGUAAAGAGCAAAAACCCCGUCUUCACCUGGUGCUAA
Molecule: messenger RNA, 2316 nt
Organism: Penicillium argentinense
Lineage: Eukaryota; Fungi; Ascomycota; Eurotiomycetes; Eurotiales; Aspergillaceae
Product: 1-phosphatidylinositol 4-kinase LSB6
Exons: 2
Coding region: 1-2316 (771 amino acids)
Biological process (GO): Golgi organization; endosome organization; phosphatidylinositol phosphate biosynthetic process
Cellular component (GO): endosome; trans-Golgi network; plasma membrane
Molecular function (GO): 1-phosphatidylinositol 4-kinase activity
Source: RefSeq, a predicted model, not a curated record